AUGGACUUUGACAAUAUCGCAGUACAGCAGUCACAUCGACUUUUCCAGGUAUGGCUUCAAAAUCUGCUCAGAAACUCACCGGAAGAGUUGGCGGCUUCGCGGCUUACGAAUGGCGCUUUCAAUAUUUGUUACCGAGUCACAUUUGUAAAUGGCUAUCGCGUUGUUCGUUUUGUUGCCCCUGGCCGGGUUCUUGCUCGCAAGGAAAAGGUCGAAGAUGAGGUCGCUGUCAUGCAAUAUAUUUCGCAGUAA
Messenger RNA from Penicillium vulpinum, 249 nucleotides. RefSeq lists its product as uncharacterized. Lineage: Eukaryota; Fungi; Ascomycota; Eurotiomycetes; Eurotiales; Aspergillaceae. The transcript is spliced from 2 exons. The coding region runs from base 1 to 249 and encodes 82 amino acids. The record is from RefSeq and is a predicted model, not a curated record.